GUUGCUUGCUGCAUGCUUACCAAUAACAACAUAGACUAUUUGGAUUGAAAUGGCCUUCUUCCUAGUGUGCGCAUGCUCCUUUCUGUCCAUCCUCUUGUCUUUCUACGUGUUCCAACUGCUUCCCGACAUCCGGCGCCGCCUGCCACCCGGACCAAGGUCGCUUCCGGUCAUCGGCAACCUCCUGGAUGUUGCAAAUAGUCUCCCGCACCGCUCCCUCGCGCACCUCGCCCAACGGUACGGCCCGCUCAUGACGCUCCGGCUGGGCACGGUGGUCAUGAUCGUCGCCUCCUCCGCGACCACCGCCCGCGAGAUCCUCCAGACGCACAACGCCACGCUCGCCGGCCGCAACCCGCCGGACGCAUGGCACGCCAUGGGGCACGCCGCCAACUCCGUGUUCGUCCUCCCGCCGCGCCACAAGUGGCGCGCGCUGCGCAGGAUCGGCACGGAGCGGCUCCUCUCGCCCAGGCGGCUCGACGGGGACGUGCUCCGUCCGCUGCUGCGGGAAGCCAUCCUCGGAAUGCUCCAUCAAGUGUUGGACCUCGCGGCGUCCGGCGGGACGGUGGAGGUCGGCCGCGCGGCGUUCGCGGCGAUGGCGGACCUGCAGUGGCGCGCCAUGUUCUCGUCCGGGCUCGACGAGGCGACGUCCGGCGAGAUGCACGUGUUCGCGCGGGAGGCCGUGGCGUUCUCCCUCAAGCCCAACGUCUCCGACUUCUUCCCGGCGCUCGCGGCCGCCGACCUCCAGAGCGUGCGGCGCGUCUUCACGAGGCACCUGGCGAGGGUUUACCAGCUCAUCGACCAACAGAUUGAUCAGCGCAGGCAUGACCGGGAAGCUGCAGGAGGCGGCGGUGCGCGUAAGGACGACCUGCUGGACGCGAUGCUCGACAUGGAGGAGCAAGGGAAGGACGACGUCGACGACAGCUUGGUGAACGUCAACCGGGAUUUUAUCAGGUCAUUUCUCACGGACAUAUUUCUUGCAGCCAUCGACACAAUCUCGAGUACAGUUGAGUGGGCAAUGGCUGAAUUACUACAAGAUCAACGAAUUAUGACAACACUUCAACAAGAACUCAAAAUGGUCCUUGGCUCAAAGACACACGUUGAAUACUCCGACAUCAACCAGCUUCCCUACCUCCAAGCAGUUGUGAAAGAAACACUUCGUGUGCACGCGGUUGUGCCACUGGUACCAAACAAGGCCGAGGCCACGGUGGAGAUACAAGGCUACACCAUCCCCAAAGGGAGCACUGUUUUGGUGAACUUGUGGGCGAUCCAUCAUGACCCUGAGGUAUGGACGGAGCCGGACAAGUUCCUCCCGGAGAGGUUCAUGCAGCACGAGGACAUCAAUUUCCAAGGGGCAGACUUCAGGUUCAUCCCGUUCAGCGCCGGGAGGCGCAUCUGCCUCGGCUUGCCGCUCGCGACCAGGAUGCUUCACGCCAUGCUCGGCUCGCUGUUGCAUCGUUUUGAAUGGACACUGCCACUUGAUGUCAAGGAAAAUGGUGUGGAUAUGUCGGAGAAGCUUGGGUUGACGAUGACGAUGGCUACUCCCCUCCAAGUUAUAGCCAAGCCAAGAUAAGAUAAUGGCAUGGUCGUGGGAUGUUUCUUCUGCACAAGGUGCACGUAUGUUGUAUUGUUGUGCAUAUUUGUAUUGUUGUGCAUACGAACUUGCAAAGUAAGCCAAUAAAAGUGAUGUGAAAUAUGAAAUAUAAUGUUGUGUACUGCGGUAUAAAUUAUUAUAUGUUUUCGUAAUGUAACGUAAUUGAUGAGGUUUUUUAUGA
Molecule: messenger RNA, 1769 nt
Organism: Lolium perenne
Lineage: Eukaryota; Viridiplantae; Streptophyta; Magnoliopsida; Poales; Poaceae
Product: geraniol 8-hydroxylase
Molecular function (GO): monooxygenase activity; heme binding; iron ion binding
Source: RefSeq, a predicted model, not a curated record